AUGAAGUACGUUGCGACAUUCAGAGAAUCAGCUCAAAAAAGAGGACUACUUCAUUGUGACAAUAACUUAGCUGAAUGUAUGGUAGAAGCUGAGAGUUAUCAAAUGCCAUGUAGUUUGAGACGCUUGUUUGCUACAUUGUUAGUAUAUUAUGAUCCUGCUAAUCCAAGAGAAUUGUGGGAGAAAUUUGAGGACUCUAUGUCUGAAGACUUCAAAAUUUUACCAGACAUCGGAACAAAAAAUAUUCGAUAUAAAGUUUUAGACUGUCUCAAUGACAUCUUACAUUCGAUGGGACAUAACAUUAAUGAGUAUAAACUUAUCCCUGAAAAUUUCAAGGCUUCAAAGGCUGCCAAAGAAGCAAGAGAAAUAUUCUUCGAAAGAAACAUAAUCGUUACUGAAGAAGAGCUAUUACUGCGACAAAAGUUGAAUCGUGAACAACAGAUGGCAUACAAUGUAAUUAUAGACAGAAUAUCUUCAAACAGAGCAGGAGCUUUUUUUGUUGACGGUCCUGGAGGAACAGGUAAAACCUUUUUAUAUCGUGCCUUAUUAGCUACUGUGCGAUCUAAACGAUUUAUUGCUCUAGCAACAGCAACCUCUGGAAUUGCGGCUUCGAUUCUUCCAGGUGGCCGUACAGCUCAUUCCCGUUUUAAAAUUCCCAUUGACAUUGAUGAAAACUUUAGUUGCAAUAUUAUCAAACAAAGUUCACUUGGUUGUUUGAUUCGAGAUGCAAAAUUAAUUGUAUGGGAUGAAGUAUCGAUGGCAAUAAAGAAAAUGAUUGAAACUUUUAAUCUACUUUUGAAAGAUCUCUUGAAUACUAAUGUGCUUUUUGGUGGUAAAGUUGUUGUCUUUGGUGGUGAUUUUAGACAAACUCUACCAGUAGUUCGAAAUGAAAAAAGAGAAGAUUUCAUUCAUGAGAGUUUAUUAUAUUCUGACAUUUGGCCCCGACUUGAAAAAUUGCAAUUGUCAGAAAACAUGCGUGCAAAAACUGAUCCGGCCUUUUGUGAAUAUUUGACGAGAAUAGGAAAUGGAAAAGAACCUCUUACUUCUGAAAACAAAAUUGAAAUUCCAAAUUCAUUUAUUGUCCCUUAUACUAUUGAACAGGAAUCUUUGAAUGCAUUAUUUGAAACAACAUUUCCUAAUAUGCAUGCUUUCUUCCGUGAUACAUCUUGUGUAACUUCUCGUGUUAUUUUGACGACGAAAAAUGAUUUUGUAAAUGAAAUAAAUGAUAUUCUUAUAAGCAAAUUUUCAAAAGAAGCUAAAACAUUUGUUGCAAUUGAUGAAACAUGUGAAUCGAGUGAUCAAAGUCAGUAUGAAGAUUUUUUGCAUUCUUUAAAUCCUGUUGGUUUACCUCCUUACAGAUUAACUUUGAAAGAAAAUUGUCCAAUUAUAUUACUACGAAAUUUGAAUCCUUGUGAAGGUUUAUGCAAUGGCACAAGAUUGACAUGUAGUGAUUUUAAAACACAUGUUAUAAGCGCAAAAAUUACAAGCGGCGACUUUAAAAACACACAUGUGUUUAUUCCGAGAAUACCAUUGAUGUCAUCAGAAGAUGAAAAAUCACCAGUGCAGUUUAAAAGAACACAAUUUUCAGUAAAACUGUAUUUUGCUAUGACUAUAAAUAAAUCACAAGGUCAAACAUUAGAUUUUGUUGGUAUAUAUUUACGAGAACCAGUAUUUUCACAUGGCCAGCUUUAUGUUGCAUUGUCGAGAGCAAAAGCUGCCAAUUGUGUUAAGAUAUUAAUUCGGCCGCCAAACAAAUAG
Nicotiana attenuata is the source of this 1755-nucleotide messenger RNA. RefSeq names its product ATP-dependent DNA helicase pif1-like. Lineage: Eukaryota; Viridiplantae; Streptophyta; Magnoliopsida; Solanales; Solanaceae. The record is from RefSeq and is a predicted model, not a curated record. Gene Ontology annotation, biological process: DNA repair; telomere maintenance. The transcript has a single exon. The coding region runs from base 1 to 1755 and encodes 584 amino acids. Gene Ontology annotation, molecular function: DNA helicase activity.